UAGCGCAGUCGUUACUAUACUUUGCUAAAUACAACGUAUAUCCAAGAACAUUGAUUGUCAUAGGCUGUUUUAGGAAAGUAAAAUGAAUUCCAUGAUAAUAUUAACAGUUCUAUAUUGUGGUUUGUGUGUGACACUAGUAACACCAACUGAUAAUGAUACUACAAAAUCUAGAACUGAUGAAACUAAACAAGAUCCAAACGAGAAUGCUGCACCUAGCAUAACUGGAAGCGAUUCAAAAGAGAAUGCUGCACCUAGUGCAGCUGGAAACAAUCCAAAGGAAGAGGCCGCACAUAGUGUGACUGGAAAAGGUCUAAAAGGGGAUGCGGCACCUAGUGCAACUAAAAAAGGUCUAAAAGGGGAUGCUACACCGAGUGUAACUGAAAAAGAUCGAAAAGAGGAUGCUGCACCUAUCGUAACUGGAAACAAUUCAGAAGGGGAUGCGGCACCUAGUGCAACUAAAAAAGGUCUAAAAGGGGAUGCUACACCGAGUGUAACUGAAAAAGAUCGAAAAGAGGAUGCUGCACCUAUUGUAACUGGAAGCGAUUCAAAAGAGAAUGCUGCAUCUAGUGAAAGUGAAAGCGAUUCAAAAGAGAAUGCUGCAUCUAGCAUAACUGGAAGCGAUUCAAAAGAGAAUGCUGCACCUAGCAUAACUGGAAGCGAUUCAAAAGAGAAUGCUGCAUCUAGUGAAAGUGAAAGCGAUUCAAAAGAGAAUGCUGCAUCUAGUGAAACUGGAAGCGAUUCAAAAGAGGAUGCUGCAUCUAGUGAAACUGGAAGCGAUUCAAAAGAGGAUGCUGCAUCUAGUGAAACUGGAAACGAUCCAAAGGAGGAUGCUGCAUCUAGUGAAACUGGAAAAGUCCAAAAGAGGAUGCUGCAUCUAGUGAAACUGAAAAAGAGUCUAAAAGGGGAUGCUGCACCGAGUGUAACUGAAAAAGAUCCAAAAGAGGAUGCUGCACCUAUCGUAACUGGAAACAAUUCAGAAGGGGAUGCUGCAUCUAGUGAAACUGGAAAUAAUCCAAAAGAGGAUGCUGCAUCUAGUGAAACUGGAAACGAUUCAAAGGGGAUGCUGCAUCUAGUGAAACUGGAAGCGAUUCAAAAGAGGAUGCUGCAUCUAGUGAAACUGGAAACGAUUCAAAAGAGGAUGCUGCAUCUAGUGAAACUGGAAGCGAUUCAAAAGAGGAUGCUGCAUCUAGUGAAACUGGAAGCGAUUCAAAAGAGGAUGCUGCAUCUAGUGAAACUGGAAGCGAUUCAAAAGAGGAUGCUGCAUCUAGUGAAACUGGAAACGAUUCAGAGGAGGAUGCUGCAUCUAGUGAAACUGGAAAUAAUCCAAAAGAGGAUGCUGCGUCUAGUGAAACUGGAAGCGAUUCAAAAGAGGAUGCUGCAUCUAGUGAAACUAGAAAUAAUCCAAAAGAGGAUGCUGCAUCUAGUGAAACUGGAAACGAUUCAAAAGGGGAUGCUGCAUCUAGUGAAACUGGAAAUAAUCCAAAAGAGGAUGCUGCAUCUAGUGAAACUGGAAGCGAUUCAAAAGAGGAUGCUGCAUCUAGUGAAACUGGAAGCGAUUCAAAAGAGGAUGCUGCAUCUAGUGAAACUGGAAACGAUUCAGAGGGGGAUGCUGCAUCUAGUGAAACUGGAAAUAAUCCAAAAGAGGAUGCUGCGUCUAGUGAAACUGGAAGCGAUUCAAAAGAGGAUGCUGCAUCUAGUGAAACUAGAAAUAAUCCAAAAGAGGAUGCUGCAUCUAGUGAAACUGGAAGCGAUUCAAAAGAGGAUGCUGCGUCUAGUGAAACUGGAAGCGAUUCAAAAGAGGAUGCUGCGUCUAGUGAAACUGGAAGCGAUUCAGAGGGGGAUGCUGCAUCUAGUGAAACUAGAAAUAAUCCAAAAGAGGAUGCUGCAUCUAGUGAAACUGGAAUAGAUGCAAAUUCAGAUGGACAUUCUGCAUCUGGUAAAACUAAAAAAGGCCAAAGUCACAGGUGCCUGUUGAAACAAGCAGCUCAAGUUUCUUUAGCUGGAUGAUGAUGCUCAUAGUACUCACUGCAGUUGUAUAUGUUGUGUAUUACAAUAGGAGAAAGGUGAUAAGUACCUUGAUGGGUCAAGGAAAGAAGAGAAACACAGGGAGUAGAAAUAGAGGGUACAACGCCAACUACCACAAGCUUGAAAAUGCUUAAAAUCAAACUUAUAAGUUUAUCUUUCAUUGGCCUUAUUGUUUUAUUUGGAUAUGCACUGAGCGAUUUAUUUUCAAAUCUUGGUUAAGGAUAACUGGAACUAUUUUAUUUGUUCACUGUGCAACUACAAUUGUGAACUAUAUGUAACAUGCUGCUUUUUCUACACGGUUCAACAGUUCCGAAAUAUUUUUGCUCAUGUGAAACUACAUUUCUUACUGUAAAUAUCUGUGUAAUACUUUCCUAUUUAUUCUUGUUAGUUUUCUUAUAAUAGAGUGCAUGUUAUAACCAGUUUUAUAUGUGUGUACUUUCUAAAGCUUUGAAUAUUUUUACCAAAACAGUGCAUUACUACAUUUUACUGACUGAAUAGUGAAUAAUGUGUUGUAGUUGUUAGUUACAUAGUUAAGUGGAUAUCUAAAUUUUCAACCUAAAACGUCAAUAUGUGCAGUACCUUUUCCGCAAAAGUCAACUAUCUAUGCCAGUAAUGCCACUGUUACCUAAACUAUGUAUAAAAUGUUUAAACAUAUCGGAACAGAAAUAUGUAUUAAUAAUCUAAA
Molecule: messenger RNA, 2710 nt
Organism: Ciona intestinalis (vase tunicate)
Lineage: Eukaryota; Metazoa; Chordata; Ascidiacea; Phlebobranchia; Cionidae
Source: RefSeq, a predicted model, not a curated record